This is a messenger RNA of Oncorhynchus tshawytscha (Chinook salmon), 3590 nucleotides long. Its product is annotated as endophilin-B1-like. The transcript is spliced from 5 exons. NCBI's taxonomy places the organism in Eukaryota, Metazoa, Chordata, Actinopteri, Salmoniformes, Salmonidae. Gene Ontology annotation, molecular function: protein binding. Gene Ontology annotation, cellular component: cytoplasm. The record is from RefSeq and is a predicted model, not a curated record. The coding region runs from base 421 to 897 and encodes 158 amino acids.
UGGUACACACACACACACUAUGGUUAGAGACUGGACAUGUGUAUAUAUGUGUGUGUGUGUAAGUAGUACUCUGAUUAAGUGUGGGGAGUUGGAGAGGCAGAUCGGGGUGGCAAACAAGAAGCUGAUCCAGAGUACAGACAUCAACUUCCUGUCUCCUCUACGGAGGUUUACUGACCAGGAAUACACAGUCAUACAGGUACACACACCACAUCACAACACACACACACUAUUAUAACACAAAUACACUCUGACAACUGCGUGUGUGUGUGUGUAGAAUGAGCGCAGGCAGCUAGUGGGAAUAAGCGGCUAGAUCUGGACAUUGCGAAGGCCAGACUGAGAAAGGCACAGGAAGCAGACAGCGAGGCCCGGGGUCUAAAUGCUAACCCAUUAGGAGAGGAGUAUGUAGCUCAUGUCUCCUACAUGUUCAGCUUCCUACGAGUCAGAUGGCUGAAGAUGUGGGCCCAGGAAGUCUCUCAGGCAGAGAUGGAGCUGAGUAUCUCUCAGUGUGUGUUUGACCGACAGUCAGAGAUCACCAGACUACUGCUGGAGGGAAUCAACACUACACAUGCUGCCCAUUUGAGAAGCCUGUCUGACUUUGUAGAAGCCCAGGGUAGCUACUACGCUCAGUGUUACCAGCUCACACAGGACCUACACACCCAACUGGCCUGCUCUCCCCCUCUGAUCUGCUACAAUAACAACUGGCACUUAGAAACUAACCAACCCUCCACAGGUAACCUGCCCGUAGCAACCAUUCAGCCCCUAGCAACCUGUGACUCUUCAACAACCAUCCAGGCAACUAGCCAACCUGUAGCAGCCAACCAGGCAACUAGCCAACCCCUAUCAAGCAACCAGGCAAACAGCCAACCCUUAGCAACCAGGCAAACAGCCAACCCUUAGCAACCAACCAGGCAGCCAAUGAGUCCUCAAAAACCAAGAAUUCCUCGACAAACAACCAGACAAGCAGCCAAAUCUUAGCAACCACUGGAUCCUCUACAACCAACUAGUUUAGAUUAGUUUAUUGACAAAAAUCACAUAUCAAGGUCAGACUUAUUUCAUUUUGAUUUGCUAGGCCUCGACAAUCAUCCAGGAAACCAGCCAACCCCUAGAAAUCAACCAGGCAACCAGCCAACCUCUACAAACCAACCAGGCAACCAGCCAAUCCCUACAAACCAUCCAGGCAACCAAUGAGUCCCCAACAACCAAUGUGUCCUCAUCAACCAACCAGGCAACAAACCAACCCUUAGCAACUAACCAGCCAUUGACAACCAACCAGGCAACCAGUCAAUCCCUAGCAACCAACCAGGCACCCAGUCAAUCCUUAGCAAACAUUGAGUCCUCACCAAUCAACGAGUCCCCGACAAACAACCAAGCAACCAGCCAAGCCUUGACAACCAACCAGCCAACCAUUAGCAACCAAUGAGUCCUCAACCACCAACCAGGUAACUAACCAACCCUUACAAACCAACCAGGCCAGCAAUGACUUCCCAAUAACCAAUGAGUCCUCAACAACCAACCAGGCAACCAGCCAACCCUUAAUGACUCACCAGUCCUCGACAACUAACCAGGCAAUCAACCAAUCCUUAGCAACUAACCAGGUCCCCAGCCAACCAUUUACAACCAGCUGGGAAUCUUUCAAACCCUUAGCAACCAAUGACUCAUCAACAACCAACGAGUUCUCAAUAACCAACCAGACAACUAGCCCAACCCUUAGCCACCAACAGAGCAACCAACCAGACAACCAAUGUGUUCUCAACAACUAAUGAGUCCUCGACCACCAACCAGGUAACUAACCAGCCCUCGACAACCAAUCAGGUAACCAACCAAUCUCUAGCAACCUACCGGACAAACAACCAACCCUUAGCAACCAAUGAGUCGUCAACAAACAACGAGAACUUGACAAACAACCAGCCAACCCUUGACAUCCAACCAGGCAACCCCUACAAAUCAACCAGGCAACCAAUGAGUCCCGAACAACCAAUGUAUCCUCAUCAACCAACCAGGCAACAAACCAACCCUUAGCAACUAACCAGCCCUUGACAACCAACCAGGCAACCAGUCAAUCCCUAGCAACCAACCAGGCACCCAGCCAAUACUUAGCAACCGCUGAGUCCUCACGAAUCAACAAGUCCUCGAGAAACAACCAAGCAACCAGCCAACUCUUGACAAUCAACCAGGCAACUAGCCAACCGUUAGCUACCAAUGAGUCCUCAACCACGUAACUAACCAAGCCAGCAAUGACUUCCCAAUAACCAACGAGUCCACAACAACCAAUCAGGUCCAAUCUCUAGCAACCAAUGAGUCGUCAACAAACAAUGAGAACUCAACCACAAACCCGGUAACCAACCAACCCUUAUAAACCAACCAGGCAACAGACAGCCCUUGAUAAGCCACCAGGAAACCAUCAAACCCUUAGCAGCCAAUGAUUUCUCAGCAAUCAACGAGUCCUCGACAACCAAGGAGAACGUGACAAACAACCAACUCUCAACAACCAACCAGCCCUUAGAAACCAGCCAGAGAACCAGUCAGCCUGCAGGUGGUCCUGUAGCUGACUGAACAAUCUGACUGUGGAACUGUCUGUAUGAAAAGCGUGCGUUUAUAUUGUGGGUUUGAGUUGUGAACAGCUCCUCUCUGCCAAAACAUCAGCUACCAUGGCUAGGUCCUAAAUGAAGGCUCUGACCUAAAAUAGUGCACUAGGGAAAAUAGGGUGUCACUUCGGAUUGGUCCAAUGUCUCAGUCGUAGUGGUGAAGGGCAACACAGCUAUAGGGGCCGUCUAUAAACCGUAGCAGGCUUGUAUUGACCAUUCACCAGUGUUGUUGUUGGACCCAGCAGGACACACACAUACGGGCUAAUCCAGGAAGAGUAAGAGGACAUGCUACUAUGGAGUCAUCAGUGGUAGGGAAGUCUUAGAUGUUGAUAUCUACUGUCCUGUCAUAACCUGUGUGUCUAUCGGAGCAUCCAUGUACUCUUUAAGGGAGUUACGUAUUGUCGUGGCAGAAUCAGAAUUAUUUAGGUAACAUUUAUAAAUAAAAUGUUUUAUUUAUUUUAUUUCAUGCUUAUGUGAGAUAUGUCAUUAGAAUGUCUAUUUUUGGAUAAUACUGGUUGCAGUUCUCUGUUCUCUGUCAGGGUUCAGUUACUUGGGCCGCAGAGAGGGGAGAGGUCAAGCUUGUCUUCAUAUCUUUUAAACCAUGUGAAGGGGUGAUUGAGGGGGAACCAAUUAUCUCUUGGCUCCACAAUGUCUGUGUGCCAGUCACUGUGUCUCCGUGAGCUUGUCCGGAAUGGGAGUGUCUAAAAUGACAAUUGCUAUAUAUCCUAAUGUCUUGGUACUAUGUUGUACCAAGAACGAGAAGUAGAACCUCGUUUUAGGAGAGCAAACUGAACGAUAAUUUAUAGCUAAUGCUGUCUGGCUAUGGGAUACUCCUCUCUCAUGUAAAGUCUUCCUGUGUAAUGUCCCUAAGAUCUGUUAUUCAUCAUGUGAGUUGAGAUGGGUGUGUCUUGGCUAUAAAUGAUACUAAGAACUGUUUUGUAAGCACUCUCAGAGAAUUCAUUUAUAUACACUGAAUUGAUCUGAGAGUCACAGGGUUGUGAUGGA